GCCCGCCAGCAGCCCGCGGGCCAGCGAGCCGCAGAGGGCCGAGCCUCGGACGCCGGCGCCUCCUUCUGCCAUUGUUCGUCUGGCGGCUGCAGAGGCGGGCACGGGAGCCCGGGCCCCGGAGCCAGCGCAACGUCAUGACAACAGAGAAGAGUUUAGUGGCUGAGGCUGAAAAUCCACAGCAGCAGCAACAGAAGGAAGAGGGUGAGGGAGCCACAAACUCGGGUCAACAGGAAACUCAGCUGGAAGAGGCUCCUCAAGCAGCAGCCGAGGGAGAUAAUCAGUGUGAGCAGAAGCUGAAAACAUCUAAUGGAGACACUCCAACACAUGAAGAUUUGACCAAGAACAAGGAGCGGACAUCAGAAAACAGGGGCCUGUCACGGCUGUUCUCCUCAUUUCUCAAAAGGCCUAAAUCUCAGGUCUCUGAGGAGGAAGGCAAAGAAGUAGAGUCAGCGAAAGAGAAAGGUGAAGGUCAUAAAGAGAUAGAAUUUGGAGCCAGUCUUGACGAAGAGAUCAUUUUAAAGGCCCCGAUUGCAGCUCCUGAGCCUGAGCUCAAAACCGACCCAUCCUUGGAUCUUCAUUCAUUAAGCAGUGCAGAAACACAGCCUGCUCAGGAAGAACACAGAGAAGAUCCCGAUUUUCAGACUGAGGAAGGAGGACUUGAAGACUGCUCUAAAAUAGAAGUAAAAGAAGAAAGUCCUGAAUCAAUAGCAGAAGGAGAAUUAAAAGCUUCCCAGAAAUCGAUCAGAAGACACAGAAACAUGCAUUGCAAGGUUUCUUUGUUGGAUGACACAGUUUAUGAAUGUGUUGUGGAGAAACAUGCUAAGGGACAAGAUUUACUUAAACGAGUAUGUGAACACCUCAAUCUUUUGGAAGAAGACUACUUUAGUCUAGCCAUUUGGGAUAAUGCAACCUCUAAGACAUGGCUAGAUUCUGCCAAAGAAAUAAAAAAGCAGGUUCGUGGUGUCCCUUGGAAUUUCACAUUUAAUGUAAAGUUUUAUCCACCUGACCCAGCACAGUUAACAGAAGAUAUAACAAGGUAUUAUUUAUGUCUUCAACUUCGGCAGGACAUAGUUGCAGGACGUCUGCCCUGUUCAUUUGCAACCUUAGCAUUAUUAGGUUCUUAUACCAUCCAGUCUGAGCUGGGAGACUAUGACCCAGAACUCCAUGGUGCAGAUUAUGUUAGUGAUUUUAAACUGGCCCCAAAUCAGACCAAGGAACUUGAAGAGAAGGUCAUGGAACUGCAUAAGUCAUACAGGUCCAUGACUCCAGCUCAGGCUGACCUGGAAUUUCUUGAGAAUGCCAAAAAGUUGUCUAUGUAUGGUGUUGACCUUCAUAAAGCAAAGGACUUGGAGGGAGUGGAUAUCAUCCUAGGUGUCUGCUCUAGUGGCCUUCUGGUUUACAAAGAUAAGCUGAGAAUUAACCGCUUUCCUUGGCCCAAAGUGCUGAAGAUUUCUUACAAACGUAGCAGCUUUUUCAUUAAGAUUCGGCCUGGAGAGCAAGAACAGUAUGAAAGUACAAUCGGAUUCAAACUUCCCAGUUACCGAGCAGCUAAGAAAUUAUGGAAAGUCUGUGUAGAGCAUCACACGUUUUUCAGACUGACAUCUACAGACACCAUUCCUAAAAGCAAAUUUCUUGCCCUGGGAUCUAAAUUUCGAUACAGUGGCCGAACUCAGGCUCAGACCAGGCAAGCUAGUGCUCUGAUUGACAGGCCUGCCCCACACUUUGAGCGUACAGCAAGUAAACGGGCAUCCCGAAGCCUUGAUGGAGCAGCAGCCGUUGAUUCAGCAGACCGAAGUCCUCGGCCCACCUCUGCACCAGCCAUUGCUCAGAGUCAGGCCGCAGAAGGCAGCGUCCCAGGUGCACCUGUUAAAAAAGCAGUGGUUUCUAAAGCCCCGAAGGAAACAGUGGAGGUUGAAGUGAAAAAGGAAGAAGUCCCACCUGAGCAACCUGAGCCAGAGCUCACAGAAGCGUGGAAGGUGGAAAAAACCCACAUCGAGGUCACAGUACCCACCUCAAAUGGUGACCAAACACAGAAAAAGAGAGAGAGACUAGAUGGUGAAAACAUUUAUAUCAGACAUAGCAAUUUAAUGUUGGAGGAUUUAGACAAAAGUCAAGAAGAGAUCAAAAAACAUCAUGCCAGCAUCAGUGAGCUGAAAAAGAACUUCAUGGAAUCUGUACCAGAACCACGGCCUAGUGAAUGGGAUAAACGCUUAUCCACUCACUCUCCCUUUCGAACACUUAACAUCAAUGGGCAAAUUCCUACAGGAGAAGGAAAUAUAAAUGGCAUUCGCACAGAGGAGGUGGCUGCCAUGACCAAGGGGCCAUCUACCAACCCUGACUCUGAAUGGGAGGGCCCCAAGCAUUCAGUAAUUCCUAGUAAGAGCCAAAUGACUACCCCGUCGGAGUCUCCACAAAACUUUGACUUUGGCUCCCUCUCCAUAAGCAGCAAGGAGACAGAAGAGAAGGAGCAGGGGGCAACUGGCUAUCUUGAUAUUAAGAAAAUGUCAAGAGGUCCAAGUGGGGAAUGUGUAGGAGUGGAGGAACAGGCCAGUGCCUUAAAGUCCUCAAUAUCACCAGCUUCCUCUCAGCUGCAACUUGCUGAAAAAAAAGCAGAGAGUAGUGAAGAACAUGUUAUACCAGGAGAGCCUGUUGGAGAGCAAAAUGGAUCAUUUCUUGACUCUCGUGUGGGUAACCAGUUCCCCACCUUCAUUCGAAGUUUCCAGCCUCCACUGGUGAAGACUCAGACCGUCACCAUCUCAGACACUGCCAAUGCUGUGAAAAGUGAAAUUCCAACCAAAGACGUCCCUAUAGUCCACACCGAGACCAAGACCAUCACUUAUGAGGCUGCCCAGACUGAUGACAGCAACGGGGACUUGGACCCAGGAGUCUUGCUGACAGCUCAGACCAUCACAUCUGAGACCACCAGCAGCACCACCACAACUCAAAUUACCAAGACUGUAAAAGGUGGGAUUUCAGAGACCCGGAUUGAAAAGAGAAUUGUGAUCACAGGAGAUGCCGAUAUUGACCAUGAUCAGGUCCUCGUACAGGCCAUCAAGGAGGCAAAGGAGCAGCACCCAGACAUGUCAGUGACCAAGGUGGUCGUCCAUCAGGAAACCGAAAUCUCUGAGGAGUGAGCUCAGGAACUGUCCUACCCUCCCCCCUCCCCCGACUCCCUGCCCAUCUUCCAUUCCAGAGAAAACCAGCAGAAUGAUAAAGAAGCUAACCUGCAAUAGUCAGACUUCAGACUUUUAAGAUGAUUGAUUCUAAACCACCAGAAAAGCAAUUUCAUUUUCUAUUUGGAGUUUAUACCAAGAAAGUCUUCUAGAUAUCACUGAUGCUUUUGAAUACAUUUUUCUAUAUUGUGAUACCAGAAAUUGUUCAACUUUUCACUCUUUGGACUGUUUUUAAAGAGCCUUUUGUUUUUUUAUGGGGUCGUUUGUAACCCCUUCAGCCCAGCCUCUCCCCAUUUAUACUGACAGGGUCCACAGCAUUCUUUGGGAAAUCCUCCAAUGACUCCGUCAGCUGUGUUGGGGGACAAAGCCAGCUUAGUGGGGCUUCCCUGCUCCUCCCCUAGUUUAUACCCUUUAGAUGGCAGCAGAAACUUCAUAAACCAGCCCUUUCUCAGAGCCAGUGAUGUAACUUUAUCAGAAUGUCAGGCAGGGCGGCUGCCCUGAUCCAGAGACCCCAGGAAGAUGUCCCUGUCCCUUUGCUGAGGGUGGUUUGGUGAGGCAGAGGCCUCUGCUAAGAAUGUAGUAUUGUUUUCUUUCCUCUCUCCUGUUCUUUCUUUUUGGAGCUUCUUUAGAUCAAAGACAUAAGAAGUUGCUUCAGAUAUAUCUGAUACUGUGAAUGUUUGAACAUAUCCGUGGCCUUCACCUUCCUGCCCUCCCUCCCUUUUUACCUCAUCAGAAGCAGUGGCUCUGCUAAGUGCUCCCCCCACCUCCCAUCUCAGGAGAGACCAAAACUCACAGAAAAAUAGGCACUUUGGGCCAAAAGCACUGACCACACAUUUUUAGUGGUGAUUUGGACAAAGAAAGUUGACGAGAUUUUUUUAAAGGUUUUCUAGUUCUGGGAAUGUGCACUUCACACAGGGGAGUGGUGGAGUUUAUCUCAGUUGGAUCCUGCUAAGAAGUAUUUCCAGGAGACCAUCCCUGAGCCUCUCUCUUUAAUCCUGGGGUGAGAAAGGAUGUGACUGAGAGAGGAGGGGGUCGUGGUCCAGACCGGCCCCUACCUGCAGAUACCCUUCUGGAGCGUGGGAAUUGGCUUUUAGGGGCCACGCUCCCCACAAAACCCCACUUGACAAGGGGUACAAACACCAGCUCCACUCAUCCCCACUUGCCAUCUGAGGUCUGUCAGGUUUUGUGGCUUGAUGUUUGUGGUGGGUUUGGGUUUAAUUUUUUGUUUUUGUUUUUGAAAAUGAGGACUGAUGUCCCCAAUUCCACUAUUCCUGGUAAAGAUUAGGGGACAUUUUUAUUCAGUAGCGCUUCUCUUAUCUUCCAGCUUGCUUCCCACAAACAGAUCUACCUACAAGUUCUUAGAAUCCUGAUUCUAGGACAGAAAGUGAGCUUCCUGAGGUGGACAGCGGGUCCCCGUCAGCAGUGGCUGGGGGCUGCAGGGCGGUGAGCAGGAGAGAAGUCUACAGCCUCUGCUCCCGGCCCUCAGCACGUCUCCGGAGUCUCUGCUGGCUGAGCUUUGUUUAGACAAACUCAGUUGGUUUGAACUGAUUUCACGAGUGUGCGUUUUUCUCUUAGUACUUACUUGAGACUGUUACUAACCAACAGGUAGCUCUCUCUGGGCAGGGACAGGAAGAGCUCAGGUGGGAUAUGUGACAGGCUUGUGGGGGAAAGAGAGUGCCCUGUCUCAGGGACAGACAGCAUGGGGCAUACAGUCUGGAACGAUGGGGCUUUCCAGGCCGUGCCCAAGCCCGAGCUUUGUUGCCCAGAGCGGUGGUGAGGUUGGAAAUCCAGCUCACAUCAAAUAGGCUUGCGAUGUGAGCUCACUUGCCAGUGGCCAGCUGUCCUGCUGGAAGAGCUGCUGGAGCUUGCAGAGCUGCAACCUGUGGAAUGAAGAUGGGGAAAGGAAGAGGGCACAGCAUACACAUCAGGAACCUGGCACGCUGAGUAUCCUGUGCCGUCCAGGUCAGUAUGGCCACUUUCACUGCCUAGGACCACAAAUCAGGGGCCUGAACUUCCCCUCAAUCUGUCACCAACUCACUUCACCCUGCUUCCUUGUCUAUAAAUUGGACCAGAAGACCUCCAAUGCCCUUCUGGCGCUGAGAAGCCAUGAUUUGGACAAUCCAACACGAGGGGUGUCCUUCCAAGCCUCUUUCCUUUUCCUCCCUCUCUGGUUACAGAACUUGGGGUUUGGCAAUUGUUUGGAUCUUUUUUUUUCUUCCUGCAACUGUGUGUGUGCGUGUGUGUGAAGAAAAACAGACUGUCCAGGUGGAAAUGGUGAAGAGGGGAGAAGAGUUCAUUUCCAGUGUCAACAACUUGGCAGUUUUCCUAAAGUGACUCAGGCACAGCACAGGAACAACUCGCACUGCAAUUUUAUUUUUAUCUCACUUCAGAAACAAAGAUUUCUUCCAAGCCAUGUGAGGUCUCUGCCACCCACCUACCCAACCCACCCACAAAGCAGGACCUGAAUUUAUCCGCUGAGGGCCCACAGAGCCUAGCUGCAGGAACCUGUCAGGGAAUGUCUGCCCGCCCCCAGCCCCCCACCGUGUGUUCUGCGGGGCAGCUGAGGGUGAGGGAGCAACAGUCCACCUCGGGAAAUGGAGCCAGGGCUAUGGCCUGACCAACACCAAGGAAGGCUCGUGGGAAAUACCUGUCCAGGAUCUUAGCCCCAGGCUGGUUGGUUUUACAGAUCUCUCUCAAAUGUUUUAUUUUGGUGACAAAAAUGAAGGAGUUUUGUAAAUUAAAAAAAAAAAUUAUGAAUCAUAUCAAGUAGUUGUUUACAUUUCUUGACAAAAUAGGAACUAUGCCAGCCGAAUCAAAUUGGCAAAAUCCUUAGAUUAAAUAGGCAAUAAUUAGAUCUGCCGUUUUGGCCUUUUGUAGUUAAGAGAAGUGGUGGUAGUGUUUAGAUACUGUUUGGUCUUGCUUCUUCUUGUAUUGCAUUUUUCAAUAAAC
This is a messenger RNA of Mesoplodon densirostris (Blainville's beaked whale), 6122 nucleotides long. It is a transcript of the gene EPB41, whose product is annotated as erythrocyte membrane protein band 4.1. NCBI's taxonomy places the organism in Eukaryota, Metazoa, Chordata, Mammalia, Artiodactyla, Ziphiidae. Gene Ontology annotation, cellular component: plasma membrane; cytoskeleton. Gene Ontology annotation, biological process: cortical actin cytoskeleton organization. The record is from RefSeq and is a predicted model, not a curated record. The coding region runs from base 135 to 3134 and encodes 999 amino acids. Gene Ontology annotation, molecular function: structural molecule activity; actin binding. The transcript has 21 exons.